GUAUCGGGCGUGGUUUGAAUGGGAGGCGGGGCCGCGCGCCCCUCGCCCCGCCCCCUGUCGCUGUCUCCCUUGUCUCCAACGGUCCGUGGUGCUAUUGCUUCAGGUUGGGGGCUGAGUGCACACAGGGAUGUUUUCCUGCUCUAGGACCUCGUCGCCGGGCUCGGCCACCUGCACGACCGCCGCCCCCUGCCAGGAGCGGCAGAAUGAGGUGGCUGCCUGCGAGGUUGCCGAGAAGGACCUCCAGGAGGGCAUGCAGGAGGGCAAGGAGCAGAUCAAGGAGCUGAAUGAGCGCUUUGCCAAGUACAUCAACAACACUGUGCUGAACCUGCAGCGCAAGAACAAGGAGCUCCUGGCUGAGCUCAAGAAGCUGGAGAAAGAGGAGUUCAUAGCAGUGGAGAAAGCUUACCAGAAAGACUACCAGGAUUUCCAAGCCAGAGUGGAUGAGAUCCAGAACGAGCUGGUGCUCCUCAAACUGGAGAAGGACAAGCUCAAGGCCAGGCUGGAGAAGGAGUGCCAGCUGAAGCGGGAAUUCGACCGUGACUUCCAGCACCUGAAGAAGAGCUACGAGGACGCGACUGCGGGCCUGGAGAAGCUCCAGUGCCAGUACAAGCUGCUGGAGGCCCAGCUGGCUCAGCUCAAGCUGGUGCGCGACCAGGAGCGCAUCUACUGGCAGCAGAAGGUGGACAACCUGCAGAACCUGGACCAGGCGGAGAGCAGCACCCUGGACCUGGAGCAGGCCCUGCGCAACAUGCGCCAGGAGUACGACCAGAUGGCCCGCCGCAACAAGGAGGAGCUGCAGCGCUACCGCCACAAGUUCGAGGAGAACAGCGUGCCGCUGCAGAAGAUCAAGAAGGAGACCGAGAUCUACCGCAACAUGGUGACUGACCUGCGGCUGCGGGACGAGAUGCACAAGAACCACCUGCAGGAGAAGGAGCGGGAGAUCAGCCGGAUCAAGGAGUACAACAAGUCCCUGGAUAAGAAGAUCGAAGCGCAGACCACUGACUUUCAGACUCUGGUGGCGGUGAAGAACGGGCUGGAGCAAGAGCUAUCUGGCUACAAGAGCCUCUUGAAUCAAGUGGAGAAGAAGGCAAGGGACUAUAACGCUCCAGUUUGCUUAACAGCCCCUCCUCCGCCUCCUCCCAAACCCGCUGAGGAUGUGAACAAGAUGUGGUGUUAGUGCUCUAUAAGGACGUUCACGGUUACAUCAUAUGUGUAUACACUGAUUUUAUUUUGAAUUUUGUGAGCAAUGCUUAAAAGACCCUUUAAAUUAGAUAACAGCAAUCUGAGUAUUUUGUUAAUAACUGUCAAAUCUGUUAUCAGGCACAACAAUGUUAUGCCCUGAAUAUUUUUUGGAAAUUCAUCUAACCUUUGCUUUUAACUAUUUAUGAUGCGCAAACAGUGUCCCCAUUAAUGUACAAAAGGUUCUUAGAAUGUCUGUAAGAUGGAACAUGUUAUAAGAACAGAUUUGUUUUUGUUCAAAGUGCCCCAAUUCUAUCACAACUCAAACCCAGAAGGUGCACCUUUUGGCCACACAGCUUCACAAGUAUGAAGUUCACAAGUUCCAGUUAACUUUGCUGGUUGCCAUCUCGUCAAGUUAGUUGGUGUCAUUAAUUUUAAUUUUUUUUUUCUGUGAGUAUUUGGCACAUACGCAAUUUUGUCAAUCAGAGGGAAGUCUAAACAGUAAUAGUUUGCAACACGAUACCAUUUUAGCUUUUCAGGUAUUCCCUUUCAUUCAAAACAGUGUGAGAAAAGUAAAGUUUGAUCAUUUAAAAUGUGUAACAGAUGUUACCUUCCGUCCUAAUUUCAUCAUUAAACCACAUCGUAAACAAUAUUUGGAGUGAUAUUUUGUGAUAAGUUCAAAAAGUGUAUCAGUCACCAUGUAGGUAUAUUUGACAUUAAUUCCACACAAAGACUUAUGCUGUGCUAUUAAUGGAGCAAAACUAGGUACUUUUGAUGUUUUACAAUCAGUACAAUAUAUUCCUUUUACAAGUUCUACAUUAAUUCUUCUGGUAGAACCUGCAGUAGAGGCAGAACACAACACCCUUGAGUUAUCAGGAAAGAAGAGCUGCACCAAGUUCAUAUAACCUUGCUAAUCUUCAGAACACCUUCUGCAGAGAUGGUUUGCAACCAAGGCUAAACAACUUCACAUACUCUGCUGGAUGGAGCACCCAUUGCUAAAAGUAUCCCUCUAGAUGUCAACCCAGGCUUCAGAGCUGCAGCUCAUUGAAAUUAUCUGGGGCGGGGCCCAAACUCAACCCAACCGAAACCAACCCUUUUGACUAAGCUAAGAAUGUCAUCACUCAGCCAUAGGUCAUGCUGCUGUUAAGACCCUGAAAUUGUCUCCGCUGGCCACAUCAUAGUGCAGGGGUCUAUCUUCAUGCAGCUCCACGCUUGGUACAGUUGUGAGCUGAGCAACUACUUUCUUUCCCCCAGUAACAAUAUCUGAGCAUUAAGAUGCAGAAAUGUAGGUGAAAGUGCAAAGGGCACGGUUUACAUUUCAUCAAUAUUAGGCAGGAAUCAAGUCAGGAAAGCCUUUUGUAUUUCCAUUUGUAAGCUAAUGAAGAUUUUAAAACGCUUUGCUUUUUCUAAAGGCCACCGCUAUUCGUUUUCAUAUUUGUUCAUCGCAUAUUGCUGGCUUAGUCGGCGACACUUAU
This is a messenger RNA of Chiloscyllium plagiosum (whitespotted bambooshark), 2654 nucleotides long. RefSeq names its product vimentin-like. Gene Ontology annotation, biological process: intermediate filament organization. The record is from RefSeq and is a predicted model, not a curated record. Gene Ontology annotation, molecular function: structural constituent of cytoskeleton. Lineage: Eukaryota; Metazoa; Chordata; Chondrichthyes; Orectolobiformes; Hemiscylliidae. Gene Ontology annotation, cellular component: intermediate filament; cytoplasm.